AUGGGGGCCACGUCCUAUGGAGGUGUGCUGGGAUUUCCCAACUCUAGUGCCCCCUUACGAACUGUAAAAGCCAUCCAAUUCGGCAUACUUUCUCCUGAAGAAACGAAAGCAAUGUCGGUUUGCAAAAUCGAGAGUUCGGAGUCUUGGGAGAAUGAUAAACCAAAGCUAGGUGGUUUGCAUGAUCCAAGAAUGGGCACUGUGGAUCGUUCAUAUACAUGCCAGACUUGCAAUGAAGAUCAAACCAAUUGCCCAGGUCAUUUCGGACAUAUCGAACUAGCCAAACCCGUCUUCCAUGGUGGCUUUAUCGUAAAAAUCAAAAAAGUCUUGGAAUGCAUCUGUGUAUCGUGUGGAAAACUCAAAUCAGACGAUUCAAACCAGAGCUUCCAUCGCGCUCGUCUCAUCUCAGAUCGCAAGAAACGAUUGAAUGCCGUCUGGAAUAUAUGUAAAACUAAAAGAGACUGUGAAGGAAGUAAAGAUGGCAGUGAUGAUUUCAUGGCGGAUGUUGAUAAUAAUCGAGAUAAUCGUGGUAAAGGAGACAAGAAGGAAUCAACUCAUGGAGGGUGUGGUGCUGCUCAACCUGCAUUCAGGAAGAAGGGGUUGUCGUUGGAAGUUAUUGAGAAGGGAUCGAAAGAUGACGGUGGUGAAGGCGCUGCUAAAGGCCGAACUAUCUCACCUGGUGAAGUGUUACAGCUCUUCCAAUCUAUCACUGAUGAAGAUGCUGAAGCAAUGGGGUUCAGUGCUGAUUUCUCAAGACCUGAGUGGAUGGUUAUCAGUGUCUUGCCUGUCCCUCCUAUGGCUGUUCGUCCAUCAGUACAUCAAGAAGGCAUAGGUAGAAGUGAAGAUGAUUUGACUCACAAGCUCAUGGACAUUCUGAAAGCAAACAACGCCUUGAAGAAACAUGAAGCUGAUGGAUCUCCUCUGCUAGUGCUCCGCGAGUUUGAAGACUUGCUCCAAUACCAAACAGCUACAUUGAUGGACAAUGAUCUAGCUGGUGUACCCCAAUCUCUUCAAAAAUCAGGCCGACCGAUCAAGUCCAUUCGAGCUCGGUUAAAGGGCAAAGAAGGACGUCUCCGUGGUAAUUUGAUGGGAAAGCGUGUCGAUUUUUCAGCUCGUACUGUCAUUACUGGUGAUCCAAACUUGUCAAUCGACCAAGUUGGUGUACCACGAUCAAUCGCCAAGAAUAUGACCUUUCCAGAACGUGUCACGGCUCAUAAUAUACAGGUGCUCACGCAAGCCGUAGAAAAUGGUCCAAAUGAACAUCCAGGUGCUAAAUAUGUCAUUCGAGACAAUGGAGAACGUGUCGAUCUACGUUUUGCACGAGGUGGUUCAUUCGCCUUGCAAGUUGGAUAUAUAGUUGAACGACACAUGCGAGAUGAUGAUGUGGUCAUCUUCAAUCGUCAACCGUCAUUGCAUAAAAUGUCUAUGAUGGGUCAUAGAGUCAAAGUUAUGCCAUUUUCCACCUUCCGUCUUAAUUUAUCAGUCACUACACCUUACAACGCCGACUUUGAUGGUGAUGAAAUGAAUUUACAUUUGCCACAGUCGUAUGAGACGAUGGCUGAAAUCACGGAAUUGUGUAUGGUGCCAAAGCAGAUUGUUUCUCCACAAAAGAAUGCACCUGUCAUGGGUAUUGUGCAAGAUACGCUUUGUGGUAUUCGUAAGUUUACCAAACGUGAUACCUUUCUGGACAUUGAUCUCAUGAUGAAUUUGUUGAUGUGGGUCCCUGAUUGGGAUGGAAGGUUGCCAACUCCUUGUAUUAUAAAACCUGUACCAUUAUGGACUGGCAAACAAGCUGUCAGCUUGAUUCUCCCCAUGAUCAACUACAACGGAUUCCACGUCACUCAUCCAGACAAGGAAACUGGAGACAACAGUCCUGGAGAUACCAAAGUCAUGAUUGAACAUGGAGAAUUGGUGAUGGGAAUACUGUGUAAAAAGGCUGUAGGUUCAUCUGCAGGUGGUGGUAUCAUCCACAUUGCAAUGAACGAAUACGGUCCAGAAACGGCCAAAAAAUUCUUCAACGCCACCCAACGUGUAGUCAACUAUUGGUUGCUGCAUCGUAGUUUCUCAAUCGGUAUAGGAGACACUAUUGCCGAUUACAAAACUAUGGGUGAAAUCACCACAUCCAUUAGUCAAGCAAAGGCUCAAGUGCAGGAAAUUAUCUCGAUGGCCCAACAAGGUCGUUUAGAGGCAGCUCCUGGAAUGACCAUUCGACAAUCAUUCGAAGCCAAAGUCAAUCACGAAUUAAACAAUGCUCGUGAUAAGGCCGGAAAAUCUGCUCAAGAUUCUCUACCAUCCUUUAACAAUGUAAAACAGAUGGUCGUGGCUGGAUCAAAGGGCUCGUAUAUUAAUAUUUCACAGAUGACGGCUUGUGUCGGUCAGCAAAACGUAGAAGGACGUCGUAUUCCAUAUGGUUUCCAAUACCGUACUCUACCACAUUUCGUUAAAGAUGACCAUUCGCCCGAAGCUCGAGGAUUUGUAGAAAACUCGUAUUUGAGAGGUCUAACACCUCAAGAGUUUUUCUUCCACGCCAUGGGUGGUCGUGAAGGGUUGAUUGAUACAGCUGUAAAGACUGCCGAGACUGGGUAUAUUCAACGUCGUCUUGUCAAGGCUUUGGAAGAUGUCAUGGUGAAAUAUGAUGGUACGGUUCGAAAUGCUCAAGGAGAUGUCGUCCAAUUCUGUUAUGGAGAGGAUGGUAUGGAUGGUGGUAAGGUUGAGAGGCAGAAGCUUUCGACUAUGGAGCUGGCUGAUAAAGAGUUUGUACGAAAGUAUAGAGUGGAUCUGACUGGUGAAUAUGCUAUUCGUGAGAACUUGAUGGAUCAUAAAGUCUAUCAAUCCUAUCAAGACGAUCGUGAAGCCGAAGAGCUGCUCACCCAGGAAUUCGAGCAACUACAACGAGAUCGUGCAGCCUUACGAGAAGAGGUCUUCCCGCGUGGUGAUGGUUCUGCUGAUUGGCCACUCCCCGUGAACUUGCUGAGACUCAUCACGAACGUACAAUAUCAAUUCCGUGAUGAAAAGCCAGGCCAACUCUCACCACUAGACGUAAUCCGAAGCAUACGAGAAUUAUUAAACGAUGAGCGUCUCAAAGUGGUUCGAGGAGAUGAUGAAUUGUCUCUUCAAGCCCAAGAGAAUGCUACAUUGCUCUUCUCGUGUCUCUUGCGUAGUUUCCUGGCUUCGCGACGAGUUAUUGAAGAAUUCAAAUUGUCGGCUGGUGCAUUUGCAUUCUUACUGAAUGAAAUCAAGAGACGGUUUGCAGAGUCUGUUGUUCAGCCUGGAGAGAUGAUUGGUACUAUCGCUGCUCAAUCUAUUGGUGAACCAGCUACGCAAAUGACACUCAACACCUUCCAUUAUGCUGGUGUGUCGUCCAAGAACGUUACUCUUGGUGUUCCUCGUCUCAAGGAGAUUAUCAAUGUGGCAACCAACAUCAAGACACCAUCCAUGGUGGUAUACUUGACUGAAGAGUACAGGCAAAACGUCAACACUGCCAAGGUUGUGCACUCUGAUCUUGUACAUACUAAAUUGGCCGAUGUAUGCUCCAUGACCGAAAUCGUCUAUGAUCCAGAUGCACGAAAUUCACAACAUCCGCUCGAUCGUGAGAUUUAUGAUAUGUACAUGCAGAUGGAUGAUGACGGCACGUCUCAAUGGUCACCAUGGGUCUUGCGUAUUGAAAUCUCUCGAGCCCGAAAGAUUGAUCGUCGCUUGACCAUGGAGCAAAUCUCACGAGCCAUCGAAAAAGAAUUUGAAGAUGAAAUCAAAUGCUGGCAUUGUGAUGAUAAUUUCGAGUCUGGAGAGCUAGUUAUUCUUUGUCGUAUUGUAAAUAAUGGUGACAAGGAAGACGAUGAUGAUGUCGCUGCCAGUGAAGAAGAAGUAUUGAGAACUUUGGAAGCCAUGAUUCUAUCCAAAGUUGCUAUACAUGGUAUAGUUGGUAUCAAUCGAGGAUAUAUUUCGAGUGUGAAGACUACACAGGUCGACAAAGCCACUGGUAAAAUAGUUCGGUUUGAUGAGACGGUGCUGGAAACGGAUGGUAUCAAUCUCCGUGAUGUCUUGGCUCACACAAAAGUCGACUCUACUCGAACAUACUCCAAUUCGAUUACCGAAACCAUGGAAGUACUGGGAAUCGAGGCAGCUCGAGCUGCCUUAUUACGAGAAAUCAAGAAGGUUAUUGAGUUUGAUGCCUCGUAUGUCAAUUACCGUCACAUGGCACUGCUUUGUGACAUAAUGACUUAUAAGGGUAUUCUCAUGUCGAUUACUCGUCACGGCAUCAAUCGAACGGAAGCAGGUGCUUUGGCACGUAGUUCUUUUGAAGAAACCGUCGAGUUGUUGUAUGAAGCCGCUGGAAUUGGUGAAUUGGAUGCUUGUAAAGGAGUCAGUCAGAACAUCAUUUUGGGUCAAUUGGCUCCUAUGGGUACUGGCGCGUUUGAAGUGUUGCUGAACGAAGAAAUGCUUAAAGACGUUGCAACUGAACCCGACGAGUUUAGUGCCAUGGCCACAGGAUACAAUGACCUUCCAACUGCCAUGACGCCCAGUUACGGAGCAAUGACACCAGCAGCUCGGUCUGGAGCACUUACACCAUUCUCCGGAUCGAUGACACCAAACCAAUUCCGAGCAGGAGAUGGUUACAUGUCGCCACUUGCUGGAAUAGUAUUCAGUCCCAAUGCUGAGCGUACAGGAGGGUCGUACAGUCAGUAUCAAGGUACUCCUGGACAAUUUUAUUCGCCUUCUUCUCCUAAUGGACGAGAUGGUACAUCGCCCACGUACAGUCCAACGAGUCCUGGAUACAGUCCAACGAGCCCAACUAGUCCAUCGUAUUCCCCUACAUCGCCGUCGUAUUCUCCUACGUCACCAUCAUAUUCCCCAACCAGUCCAUCAUAUUCACCAACGUCGCCUGGAUGGUCUCCAACAAGCCCACAAUUCUCUCCUACGAGUCCAUCAUACUCGCCGACAAGUCCCUCAUACUCACCAACGAGUCCGUCGUACAGUCCUGGAUUCAGUCCUGGUCUCAGUCCAGCCAGUCCUCAUUAUUCUCCAACAUCACCAUCAUACAGCCCGACGUCACCAACUUAUAGUCCGACGUCACCAACGUAUAGUCCUACGUCCCCUACUUAUAGCCCUGGAAUGAGUCCAACAUCGCCCCACCACAAUCCACAAGGAUACAGCCCGUCAAGUCCCAAGUACUCUCCAACAUCGCCUGGAUUCAGUCCCUCGUCACCACAAUAUCAGCCGAAUACAGGACAAAUGUCUGUGUAUUCGCCAUCAAGUCCAAAGUACUCGCCAACUUCGCCUCAGUAUUCGCCAAGCUCACCACAGCAUGAUCCAAGUGGUAAAUAUAGUCCUAGUACUGAGAAGUGA
Molecule: messenger RNA, 5343 nt
Organism: Synchytrium microbalum
Lineage: Eukaryota; Fungi; Chytridiomycota; Chytridiomycetes; Synchytriales; Synchytriaceae
Product: DNA-directed RNA polymerase
Exons: 27
Coding region: 1-5343 (1780 amino acids)
Biological process (GO): transcription by RNA polymerase II
Cellular component (GO): RNA polymerase II, core complex
Molecular function (GO): DNA binding
Source: RefSeq, a predicted model, not a curated record